Messenger RNA from Drosophila navojoa, 1047 nucleotides. It is a transcript of the gene fsd, whose product is annotated as transmembrane protein fates-shifted. Gene Ontology annotation, biological process: regulation of protein stability. Gene Ontology annotation, molecular function: protein binding. NCBI's taxonomy places the organism in Eukaryota, Metazoa, Arthropoda, Insecta, Diptera, Drosophilidae. The record is from RefSeq and is a predicted model, not a curated record. Gene Ontology annotation, cellular component: SCF ubiquitin ligase complex.
UUCAUCAAGGGGCUACCCUUAACAAGUGGUUUGCUCGGAAUGCAAACAGAAAUUUUAAAUUAUGACUUUAGAUGAUGAAAGCGAACAGUACAUUCAUAAAAAAUUGUAUCGUAGUCGUGGAAAAUGCGCAAUCUAUGCAUGCCAAUCGGAUGUAUACGUCGAGCUGAAACAGAAAUCCAAUGCGAGGACCCCAAUUUCCGCAAUGGCUGAGAACGCCAAUAGUUUCACACUUGAUAUUGGACACGAUGCUUGGUUUCACAUAGCCAUGCACUUGGAACCGGAAGAUGUGCAAACCUUUGCCUUACUCUGCAAGCAGACGGCCAAGCUGGUGAGCUCUCGAGUCUUCUGGCGCAAUAUGUACAAGCGCUAUUGCUUGGGCAGUACAGCCAAGGGCUGGAACUUGGAGCUUCCUGCCCAAUUGCAACUGGAGCAAAUACGUACCUGUGAUACGAAAACGCUGCGUGCUAAAGUUAUUGAAGCACUUUACCAUUGUUAUAGUCCACUGAAAACGCGCCUGGAGUUGGGCUACAGCGUGGACUGGCUACUACAUCGCACCUUUAUGUCCUGCUCCCAGAAGCAGUAUCAAUGCCUGUGGGUCAUAUGCUAUGCACUGCGAAACCAACAGGCAAUAGCGGCCAGAGGAUUAGUCGAAGAUGAAGGUGGACCGGCAGAGGCGGACAACGAAGUGGUUAACGAUUGGGAAGCGUUGGCAGGGGAUACUGAUCUAUCUGCAGGCCCAGCUAAAUCCUCAUAUCGUCAUGAAGGUGUUGUUCUACUGAUUGUGCUGUGCCGACAAUUUGUGCCACUGCCGCUACAAUUGCUUUACAAUCAGCAACAGUCGCUCUUUCGGCUAAAGGCUACACGCGAGCUGCUCUGCACGGAUAUGCGGGCCAAGAACCUGGAGUUGGACUUUAUCGAGGACAAUAGCAGUAGCAAUAGUUUGAGUGUCACUGUUAAAUAUUCACGAAUCGAAAAGUACAAAGUUCUGCCCUGGUGGCAUCCAGAUUUCAAAAGGUUUAUUAAAUAAAAUUCGAAAUAUAAUAUGUA